This is a messenger RNA of Labrus mixtus (cuckoo wrasse), 5508 nucleotides long. RefSeq names its product serine/arginine repetitive matrix protein 1. NCBI's taxonomy places the organism in Eukaryota, Metazoa, Chordata, Actinopteri, Labriformes, Labridae. The transcript is spliced from 8 exons. Bases 111 to 3098 code for a protein of 995 amino acids. The record is from RefSeq and is a predicted model, not a curated record.
CAGGAAGUGGAUGCAUUAGUCAACAAACACGAACCCAUAGGGAGGAUUAUUCCAACAAAAAAUGAACAUGAAGGCAGAAGGAAAAUACUUUGACUGGCCUGACUGACGACAUGAGACACCCUCUGCUCCUUAUCAGCCUGUUGCUGGCAGUCCUCCACACUGUCAACGUUGUGGCUCAAAACCCUGUCCAGAUCCAGUUCCAGACGUCCCCGGUUCUGGUCCAAUCUGGCACUGAGAUCGUGUUCACAGUUGUGACUGUGCCCGACGUCCUAUCAGUGAUAUGGGCGUACCAGGGAGUCACUCUGGGACUGUGGGCCGGAGGGAACCCGACGAUUAACACGGUGGCCCAGUUCCAGGGUCGGGUCACCAUCACUGCCACCCAGCUGAGAAUUGGAGGGGCCCAGCUCCGCGACGCCGGGAACUACACGGUGGAGGUGGAUCCCUUGGACACAGCAGGACUAGUUGCUAACUCCAGAUCCGUACAACUGCGGGUGUUUGAUCCAGUGACCGGGGUGAGUCUGCAGAUUCCCUCGGUAGCAGUGGAAGGAAGAAAUGUGUCUCUGCGGUGUACGCAGACUACUGGGACAGAAAGUACAUUCCAGUGGGGGAAAGGGGGGGAAACCAUCACCGCUGACUCCCGGAUCACCAUCACAGACGGCUCUCUGGUCAUCAACCCUGCCAGGCGGGGGGAUACUGGGGAGUACACGUGUACUGUCAGCAACCUUGUCAGCGCCCAAACGGCCACACGGAGCCUCACUGUCUACUAUGGCCCUGACACCCCCGUGCUGACCAAGGAGAGCCCUAAAGACUGUGUUGGGACAGGAGAUGUGCUGGUCGGGCAGACGGCGCGUCUCACCUGCUUGUCCGACUCGCUGCCCCCUGCCCUGUUCACAUGGCAACGUGAUGGACAGACUGUUGCAGCCGAUCAGCCGGACAGCGGGGUGCUCAGGAUUCAGACCUUCUCGACCGACGAGAGCGGCCGCUACGUUUGCACGGCCAGGAACAGCAUCUCGGCGGCCACGUCCGAGCAGAGCACAGUACUGACCAUCGUAGACAUAUGUCUCGAUGUUGGAGAAGUGGUGGGGAUUGUGAUUGGCUGUUUGCUGCUGAUAUUAAUCAUCGCGCUCCUCAUCUGGCUCAUUGUCUAUCUCUUGCGAAGGAGGAGGGAGCAGCAAAGGGAAACUGUGCUUGUGCCGAAGUCCAACCCAAAUCCCAGGCCUGUACCUCCAGAUCCACAACCUAAUAAUGCAAGGGAUUUGGGCCAAGGUCCCCAACCCCCCCUCUACUACACAAACACACGCGCACGCCGCCCUGACCGACUCUACGCGGACGCGCGCGAAAACCACAGCAACCCACAGACACUGGAGCUCAACAGGCUGCAAAACUCCAACACACACCGACACAAUGGACGCACAGACACAAAUAGACUCCGACACAAUUCUAUUCAGAACAGUGAUUCAUUCCAACACAAUGGAUUCGACAACCCGGCAUUCACGCGCGCCGAUGCUCAAAAUAUAAGCGCGCACCCGAACACGCAGCAGCAGCAGCAGCAGCAGAAUCCAAACGUUGUCAUACAGGGCGGCGCCCAGCAGCCGGCCGUCCACGUCAACCUGAACACGCCGCCCCAAAACGCCCAGCAGAACAACAACGCACAAGUGCCGACCAUUCAUGUCAACGUUAACUCAUACCCAACCAACAACCAGCAGACUCAGCCAGACACCUCAGUUCCUGUUACAAAUGCAGCCAAUAAUAACGCUACACAAAUGGAACAAGGCUUAAUAGAAAGAGUGCUUUUAAAUCCUAGAGUGGAAAGCGGGCGGUCAUUUCUGAGUGACCCGCGGCUGAACACAGGUCAGCAGGAUCAGCCUGCACUUAUACCAACUGGAUUCACACACGUUAACAGUAACAGCGCUUCUCAGCGAAAUGCAAACACACAGACAUACACGCAGGCGCCAGAGCCUCAACACAGGUCUGCUAGAGUCUCGGGUACCCAUGAUCCCUCUGUCAGCUCCUCCUCACAGACACAGAUGCCGUGGGAUCGCCUCCGAGGGACGCCGGCCUAUCCAAGCCUUCGAAGAGGACAGACCUCCCCUGACUCUACAGACUACACCUACCACCCUCCCAUUCCAGAGGCAAGAACACGGAACAGAUCUCAGCCGAGACCUCGGAGUCGGACCCCUCCCCGCGGACAAGAUGCCGCAUCAGCAGCCAGACAAACACGCAGCCGUUCAGCUGAUCUGCGAGGGCCAGACUCUCGCAGCGCAACACAGCUUGAGACCGCUCGCCACACACCGAGGAGCCCCCGCACUCAAAGGGAGGGUGCUCAGCGAGACAUCAGAGCAUCUCUCAGUAGCCAGACGGCCCCCAGGCAGGAAGCCACCGGCAGCAAUAACCCCCAGGCUAUCCCUCUCAUGAACCAGAAGCCCGCUUUGGGCCGCUCUGCUGUGUCACAAGGACUGAUGACACAACAGGGACUCGCAGCUCUGCACGGUGCAGAUACAAGAGCUUUGGCUGAUCCUAAUCACCUUCCACAGGCACACAUGGCCCCGCAGUACAGAGCAGAACCGCUCCAACAAACAAUGCGAGGUCUGGGCACGCAGACGCAGCCUGUCAUACAAGCAGCCAACCCACCUCGCCAAGGAGGCACCGCUCCAAACCUGAACCCUCCUGCCCAAAGUAUCCUCACCCAGGCUGCACUUACUGCCCACACUCAGAGGGCUCAGACAUUUGAGAACCGGAGACAACAAACCCAGGCCGCCCUGCUACACCCCGGACCACAGACGCAGGUCCCUACUGCGCCGAUUCCUCCACCUGUGAUCCCCCUCACUCAAUUCCAAACAAUGCCCAAGAAACACACCCAGCACACAUCUCCAGCUAUAGGCCCCCAGCCCCCCAAACCUCCUGUCAACAUACCCGUGGCUCAAAGACAUCGGCAUGAGCAGCAGCGUCACAAUGCGCGGCACCAUCACGCCACGAUGUCCGGGAACCAUCAUCACCACGCUGGAGCACACAAGCAUGCACACAUCCACGGGCACCAUGGACACCCAACCCACCCACGACAGGUGAGGGAGACACAGUUUGAAGGAUUAAAAGUGUAGCUAAAGGACGCCACGUGUAUUGAUUUGAAAGAUUUCCAGCACAUUUUUCUCUCUUAGAAGUGCACUUAAUGUCUGUCAUGUCUUGCACAUUUCCACGCUUCCACCUUCACCGUCUCCUCACCAGUGUCUGCGUUUGUCUAUGGUUUUUAUUUUUUGGGGAUAGCUUGACAGCACUUGGAUCCUACAUUUUCACGAUUGACAGUCAUCUCGUUGCCAUAAAAAUCUAUUUAGCCUUGAGUGUUUGUGACACAGUGGCGUUUUUUUUUUUUUUCUUUCUUUCAAAGAAGCAUCGUGUGUGAGAGGUUCAGCCUCUUCCUCUGCAUGACAUGUUGGCAAUGAAGGGCUUGUUGUGUCUUUCCAGCAACAGGCUCACAGAGGGAGACCGGGAUGAUGACAGAUGUCAGCAGACUACACUCCGCGACUGUCCCACAUCCUGUGACACAAACAAACAGCUGACAGACGUGAUCCAAUAUACCACCAAGCAAGACUGACUGCACAAGGUUCUGCACUUAAAAUAGCUGUCAUGGCAUGGUAUCUAAGUACUAAAGUCAGAUUUCUGUAUAAAAGAAAUGAAAAUGUCUCCUGUGGGGAUGAUGGAAUGAAACUAUUUUGGGAAACAGGCUUUCUUCCUUAAAAAGAAAAGACAAAUUAUCUUAAAGAACUGGGCCUUUGUAAAAAUGUUCUAAAUUAAAUUUAUGAUGCUGAUAGAUAUUUAUAUAAAACACUCCCCAGGCUACAUCCUCUCUCUAAACACACACACACACACACAGGGCAGCCUAGACCCACAUGUAUUGUUCUAUUUUGACUUGCACGGCACAGGUCAUGCAUCAAACUUUGCCAGGAGGCUGCUCAGAGAAGACAAGCUCAGUGAUCCAUAGCUCUUGACCAAGCUCACAUCCGCUCCGCCAUUCAUCAUGAAAACUAAACAACACCACCUUGACAAAAUGCACUUGAGGUGCUCACAUGAAUAUAUCUGAGUAUCUAACACUUAAGAAAAUCUAAUAGUGACAGAGACUAAAUGAGAGGGGACUCAUUCUAUCCCCACCCCCCCCACCCCCCACCGGGAACAUUGACAAUUAUGAAAGAAGAAAUUAGCCGUAGGGGCGGUCCUCAUGGACAUGGUACUAUUUAUUUUGUGCCUGCUGUUUACAGAUGCCUCUCAUGACACCACUCAAUUAAGGGGAUUCGCCUCAGUGGCGCUGAGAAGUAAUGCUCAGCUAACUAUGAAGGGGAUCCCACGAAUGGAUGGGCGCUUAUUAAUUAAAUGCUUUUAUGUGACUUAAACGACUUGGAAAAUAAUCACACCCGCGCAUGAAUGAGGUCAGCACAAAGACCUGAGCUGCCACGCAUUCUGCUGAAAAAGCAGAGAGGAACAAUUUACUGUCUGCACUGUGUCACAGACCCAAGUACGGGGCAAUGUCAUUAUUCAUUUUGCACAUUAUGUUUUAAUGGUUUAUAAUGUUUGUGGGAUUUUUUUAUUUUAUUUUUUUUUAUCUCAGGGGAGUUUUUCUGAAUUGGGUUAUUCAUGUUGCAUCAUUUUAAAUCUGUUUUAUAAUUAAUGAACACGUUUGGCCAAAUUCAUGUGGUGAUGUGAUGAUCAUUUCUACAGUUUCCAUUUCAAACAAAUCCCAUUACAAGACCAAAGCUUACAGUGACUUGAUCUUACUAAGAGGCUUUGUCUUUGCUGCCAAAAGGUGAUAUAUCCUAUCCAGCCAUUGCACUCCAUUGUUGUCCAUAAACUUAAAUAUGUAAAUAAUUAUGAAACAUACUUAAACUGGGCUACAUUUCAUGACCAUACACAUGGCCAAGGUAGUUUAUUAAAGUCACACAUAUACUUUAUUCAUCUGCAGUCAAUUCUUACAAGGGAACCAAAUGUGUCUUCAUCCUCCUUUGCAUUUGUUUGAGACCAUUUUCACUUUUUAUUGCAGUGUGAGUUACAUUUUCUAAACACUACAAUACACUGUUACAGAAAUGUACAACUUGCUUUUUUUUUUUCAAUUUGUGUCUUUAGAGGAACACACUGGCUACUUCCUGCAAACCAUGUAUGGAAGUAAAAAUAUGCUGAUGUGUUCUUGUUGACAUCAAGAAAAACAAAGAAAAGUUUUCAGUCAUUCUAGCCAUAUAUUUUUGAAAAAAAGCAUAAAUCAGUGCCAACACAUUUUCCAGCUCCCACCAAACAUCUGGAGCAUUGGUUGUACUGUACCGCUUUAAAAACAUUGCCAUUUUUUGGGGAAAAUAAAUGCCUGUUAUAAGUUUGUUCAGAUGUGCAUUAUUCAUGUGAGGUGCUAUAAGCAUUAAGCACUGUGUUGUAGUUUUGCUCCUCAGGAAGGAUUUGUACAUCGUUUGGACUUUAACAAUUGUUUCAACUUUCAAGGGUCUCUUUUUAUCAGCAAUACAAUAUUUCAUAUAA